AGCACCACCACGGUCACCGGGGGAACGCGCGGCUGUCCCGGGAAAUGGAGGCAGGGUUGGAGGAGGCGGAGCGCUGUCUCGAAGCGGCGCAGCGUUGCUUAAAGUGCGGUGAGCAGGAGGAGGCCCUGCGGUACCUGUACCGGGCGCAGCAAAGCUAUCCCACCCAGCGGGCUAAAGCACUAAUCCAACUAAUUGUUAGAAAUGGAAGCUCAUUUGGUUGGAACUGUGACCAAGAUGCAAAUAACGUGGCAUGCAAAUCCAGUAGAUUGAAAAGAUGUGUGAAUUCACCUGCAGGAAUCGGUGAAGUUGCCAAGAGUUACACUCAAGAGCAGCUGGAGGGUGUACAGAGGAUAAAAAGAUGUAAGAAUUACUAUGAAAUUCUGGGACUUAGUAGAAAUGCAGAUGAAGAAGAUUUAAAAAGAUCCUACAGGAAGCUGGCAUUAAAGUUUCAUCCAGAUAAAAACUGUGCUCCUGGUGCGACAGAUGCAUUUAAAGCAAUAGGAAACGCAUAUGCUAUUCUGAGCAACCCAGAAAAAAGAAAACAAUAUGAUGAAUAUGGAGAGGAGCCACCAACUGUCCGUAGUCCUUAUGCCAGUGGUUCAAAGUUUUAUAGUGAAUUUGAAGCAGAUGUAACACCUGAAGAUUUGUUCAACAUCUUCUUUGGUGGACGAUUCCCCACAGGUAAUAUUCAUGCCUAUACAAACGGAAAAACAACAUACACCCAUAUUUACCGCCGGCGUCACUAUAUGAAUGACCAGGUGGAAGAGGAAGAACAGGAGGCUAGAUCUCAGGGAACAUUUUCGGUAUUUUUGCAGCUGUUGCCAAUAUUUGUAUUAGUUCUUGUGUCACUUGUAGCCCAAUUGACAGUGACCAAUCCUCCUUACAGUCUUUACUACAAACCGUCGUUGGGCCAUAUUCUAUCCAGAGAAACUGAACGUUUUAAAGUAGAAUAUUUUGUUGACAAAAGAUUUGAGGAGGACUACCAAGGAGUUGCCCUGCAAAACAUGGAAAAUAAUGUUGAGAAGGACUACAUUGACCACCUUCAAAAUAGCUGCUGGAAGGAGAAACAGCAAAAAACUGAUCUGCAGAAUUUGGCCACUUUAUACAGGGAUGAGCGCCUAAAGCAAAAAGCUGAGUCUCUUAAGACUGAGAACUGUGAAAAAUUGUCCAGGCUCAUUGAACUUCAGAGGGGUGGAUGACAGCAAUUGUAGCUUCAUAUCGCAAAGCAUGGAAUCAAAUCAAUUAAGAAGGCUCUAAACAGAGAUUUAAUAUCAGAUACAAACAUAAUUGCAACCUAAAUUCAUUUUUUGAACUGUUAUCUAGUCAUACAGCAUGGUUCUAAAAAUGAAAGUCAUCACUCUGUGUGAGAUUAUUGGCUAAAUUAAAUGGUUUCAUAGUAAGCACUACGGCUUUUCCUAAUCUUAGGUCAGUAUUUCCUUUUGGAUUUUUGCACACAAGGAAUAUUUAUGUAUUUACAUUAGAUGUAAAUUGUUUUAAGUCAUUUCUGUAAUUGUGUGUCUCACUCCAAUUCCAGACUCUCUGUUUAACAUUUUGAACAUGAAUAGUGUGGAUUUGCAGCACCUAUUUACUUGCUAGGUAUUGACUGAAAGGUAUUUUCAUUUUUUUAAUAAAUGGUUUAUUUGUAAUUAAAAUGCAGUACAUUAUUAAUAAGGUACUCUCCUAUUUGUCUACUUAUCAAUUUAAUCACCACAAACAUGUAGAAGUUGUCAUAUUUGAAGCUUUCCAAUUUUCUACUAAAAUGUUUUUAUUCCAUGGUUAUUAUCAUAAAGAAGGGUUGCACCAUGAAAAUUCUGAAUAGUGCAAAAAUGCCAUUUGAAGAACUGUAGUUUUUUUUUGGAUAUAGACUUUGCACCUUUUAGAAUAUGAUUAAUUAAAGUCAGUAAUUAUUGGGUUUGUGCCACUGAAUUAAAUGUUUAACAACAAAUUUCUAAAUAAAAAAUCUUUGAGAAGUUGAUUAGAUAUAGAACUUAUUUUAACAAAGACAAUAAAACGGAGCUACCAUUUCAGCAUUGAGGAGCCCUAUCCACAAAUUGCAUGCAGUAUACAAAUUAACAGUAUACUUGUUUGCAUUAAUAUCUUUUAUAAAUAUAGCUCCAGAUUUGUAACCGUUGCAGGAAUUGUGUAUGUUAUUAUUCAGUGGAGUAUUUAUUGAAAUGUAUCAUACUAAGCUAGUGAAAUUGCAUGUUGGAAAGUGUAAAUCAUUAAUUGAAUAAACCCCAAGUACAA
Molecule: messenger RNA, 2247 nt
Organism: Stegostoma tigrinum
Lineage: Eukaryota; Metazoa; Chordata; Chondrichthyes; Orectolobiformes; Stegostomatidae
Gene: dnajc18
Product: DnaJ (Hsp40) homolog, subfamily C, member 18
Exons: 8
Coding region: 45-1199 (384 amino acids)
Biological process (GO): cellular response to misfolded protein
Cellular component (GO): endoplasmic reticulum membrane
Molecular function (GO): Hsp70 protein binding
Source: RefSeq, a predicted model, not a curated record